Messenger RNA from Colletotrichum costaricense, 2751 nucleotides. RefSeq lists its product as uncharacterized. The record is from RefSeq and is a predicted model, not a curated record. NCBI's taxonomy places the organism in Eukaryota, Fungi, Ascomycota, Sordariomycetes, Glomerellales, Glomerellaceae. The coding region runs from base 1 to 2751 and encodes 916 amino acids. The transcript is spliced from 2 exons.
AUGUCUACCGCAUCAGUACAACAACCGAUUAUCCCUCCCCGACCUUCUAGGAGUCAGGAUAAGGAGGAGAACACCAACACUUCGUCUCUCCCCAAAAUCCCUCCUCGUCCCAUCAAGCGUUUCGACCGCUCCGUCUCUCCGAAUCCCGAUCGAUAUGCGCCCUCUCCACUGAACGAGAGCCCUUUCUCAAAGAGCCCCAAGGCUACCCGUUCCUCGCCGAGCAAUGGCUUCCUCUCUUCUCACGACCCUAUCCAUCACCGCCCCGGUAGCGUGUCUAUGCCUUCCGUUGGUGAGGAGGGUAACGAAUACGAUGCCAUCAACGAUGGAUUUGUCAAGCCGCCUCCCAAGGCACCUUCAUCUCCUGAACACACCCGCUUUGCUGCGGAAGAUCUGAAGCUUCACGCUCCUAAGCCCACUGUUCCGGCUCAGAGUGCCAAGCAGAGAGUUAUGGCAGUGACCCGCACCGAUUCGGAUAAGGCUGCCUCCUUUGGCAUUGGCAAGCCCAGCAGUGACGACACCAGGCCCAGCAGUCUCAGGAAGAAGGCCAGCUCGAGUGCCCUGUCUCAAAAGUCAGAGAGUGCCUACGGCGAUGAGGAGCAUGGCAUCCCCGAGAUUGGCCAGCGUGUUCCCAUGAACCCCCACUUGGGUGACGUCCAGGCUCCUUCUCCUGCUCCUGGUUCUGGCGCUGCCCCCGAGAGCCUCAGGUCGGGAACUCCGCGAAACCACUCCCGCAAGCACAGCUCGCGUGGUUUCAACGAGCUCCCUCCUGGCAGCUACGGUCUUCAUGGCCACAGCACAGCUUUGCCCACCGACAAGUUUGAGAAGGCCUGGUACGACAAGCACCCAGAUUUCCUGAAGAAGGACUGCAAACCUUCUCUCCACGACCGCCAAAACGACUACGCCAUGAGCAGCACGGAUCUGAACAAGAUUGUCAAGGAGACCCACAGCCGUGGUUCUGGCAUGGGAACCUCCGCUUCAUAUGUUGGCACCCCCAGCGAGGAAGUUGGAUACCAGGCUUCUGCAGAGUACACCUCUCGCAUCUCCUCCCCUGAACUUCAGCGCAUCAAGUCUCCUCAAAGUCCCUCGAAGGAUUCUCAUCCUCAGGUUUCUGUGUCUUCUCCGGACAAUGCGACCGGAAGCGAUGACGGUAUCGUCCACGUCGACGAAUCUCACAACCGCCGCAGGAGUUUCGUGUCGCACGACCCUGGACACGAGAACAAGUACAACGCACCUAUUCUGGCCGAAGACGAGUCUGGAGGAGACGUCCACCCGUAUGACCUCCAGCCCGCUGUUGAGCCCCCACCAGAGCGCUCCGGCAGUGCCUUUGAGAUGGAGAAGCCGAACCGUCCCACAAGUCGACCCACUAGUAUUUACAACAACAACCAGUCACAAACCGACCUGGUACACACCCCACUUGAGGAUGUUGAAGAGUACGAGCCACUCUUCGACGAGGAGCGCCCGGAGGGCAAGAAGUCUGAGGCCGAGGCAGCCAGCUCGAAGCCUCGUCACAAGUUCCCAAGCAAGGACGUCUGGGAGGACGCCCCCGACAGCGUCAACUAUACCGCCGAAGUUUCGACCCCGGAGCCCACAGAAUCAGAACGACCUUCCUCCAGACGCCGUUCCGAACUUCCCACAGAAAACCCCGCCUUGGAGUUUGCCCGCAGACAAGAAGAACUCGCAGAGCAGGAAGGCCGUGGGGUAGAUGCAAAGCAGAUGAAGCCAGUGCCUGCCGCUCUCCAGAAGGCCAAGGAAGACGCUCGCCCGACCAUGUCGAACCGGUUUCCCAGUCGCGACGUCUGGGAGGAUACGCCAGAAAGCGCCAUGCACGAGGCUAUCGUGGACACACCUGAGCCAAAGGAUGAGUCCCCGGUAGAAAAGCCGUUUGUGCCAGCACGCCCGCAGAAGAAGGGUUCACAAUCGAGCGCUACCGCAGAACCACCUUCCAUUCCUGAGCGGCCAAGAAAACAGAACUCGACAAGUGAGGAUAAGGCUAAGCCGGCUGUCUCGGAGAAGUCAAAACCUCAAAUUCCUGCUCGCCCUACCAAGACCCUUCCUUCCGGCGUCGACUCCAAGGAGCAAGACUCUGCUCCCAAGCAGAAGCCAGCUAUUCCUGGCAAACCUGCCGGAGGCAAGAUCGCAGCGCUCCAGGCCGGUUUCUUGUCUGACCUUAACAAGCGCCUUCAGUUGGGACCUACAGCUCCGAAGAAGGAAGAACCCCCCGCGGCGGAUGUUGCUGAGGAGAAGGAGAAGGCGCCCCUCGCUGAUGCUAGGAAAGGUCGUGCUCGUGGUCCCCAGCGUAGGGCUCCGGCGGCGAAGAGCCCAGCUCCCGCAGCUGUUGAGGCCAAGUCCGGACCUACACUCUCAUUCUCUCCUCUCAGAAUCUGCUGGAGCAUUGGCGAUAGCGGUGUUCUAGAGGUCGACGACGGUUCCAAAGAAGAACCCACCAAGGAGCCGGUUCCCGAGGUCGCCAGCACGGCUGCAGAGACCAAGGAGAUCAAGCCUGAAGUCUCGGCCAAGACGGAAGCACCCGAGGUGCCCGCCACUACGGAACCUGCUGCAGAGACUGCGGGAGUGGCCGAGGCUGAGGUUCCUAAGCCUGUGGAAGCUGAAGAUGGGGCUGAGGCGCCGAAGGAGGUCGUGAAGACCCUGGCGGCUAAUACUGCUGGCGAGCCUGUGGUCGAGGCGACUCUCGAGAAGGGUGCCGACGUCGAGCCUGUUAAUGUGAAGCAAACCGGAGGCGAAGCGGCAUAA